CUCGCGUCACCAUGGAAGCACUCAGUUUGCGACAUGCAUUCGCCAUUUUGCUGCCUUGUUGGUGUGUAUGUGUAAUUGUGUGUGUGUGUGUGUGUGUGUGUGUGUGUGUGGGCUCCCUUAAGGUUGAAUACCUUCAUAGCUUCCAAACAACUCUUCAGCUUCAGCUAUAGAAGGAAAUGUCCGCAUUCACUGACAGUACUGUGGCUGCUGCAGCAUGACAUGAAGAGGCUGGACGUCGGAGCCAUAGAUAGAUAGUUUUGCGUUGGGUUAACGUUGAGGCGGAGGGCCAGCAGAAAUGUAAGAUUGACCAACAGGACCUCACUUCUCCACCAUCAAGUGCUCAAGAUGAAAGCACAGAGUAAAAGGGAGGAACAUUAUUGUCCUCGCUGGAAUGAGUUUUACUUUUUGGAUUCUCAAAUUUGACACAUCCAUAAAUACGCCAAUAAUGAUACCUGGAUUAAUGUCCCAGGAGAUACAUGACCAGCUUCUGGACUCCAAGAAUUACCAGAAUCGCACAAAUGGGGUGGAAAAGCUUAAACAUAACCUCUCAGAAGUGGACAUUAAAUCGGUCCCACCUGGGAAUGUUGAGGAGUUUAUCAAUUUUCUUCCUCGGCUUCUAGAUGACAGUAAUUUUAAGGUCCAAUAUGGCACCUUACAGGUUUUAAACCUGCUAAUACAGAACCUAGAGACGGGCGUUGACAAAUUUUUGAAGCAUAUUGUUUUCGUUGCCCUAAAGGCGCUUGGUGACACUCGUGCCGUCACCAGGAAUGAAUACCUUAAUGUGUUUCAGCAGCUGAUGAAAACCAUUGCACCACAGCAAAUAUUAGAUCUUGUAAUUGGCAACUUGAAGCACAAGAACUCCAGGGUUCGGGAAGAUGUCCUGAACAUCAUCAUGGCAGCUAUGCUCACUCAUCCUAGGAAAGAUUUCAACAUUCCCAAGCUGUGCUUUGAAGUUGCACCAUAUUUGGCAGACAGCAAGAAGAAGGUCCGCCACGCUGCCCUGGAGUUGUUUGCUGUUUUUGACCAUUGCCUUGAAACAGGAAAGAAGCAGCCGCUGAUGAAAGCUCUGGACAUGGUGGAGCUUAAUGAGGACGCAGAAGGUCUAAUGGCAGCGGUGCAGGCGAGACGAGCGAGACGCAUCCUUCCAAAGCUAACCUCAGAAGGGAUUGUAGAGUAUGGUCUGGUGGUGCCCAAACCCGGACAGUGGUCCACGGGACAGUAUGUUUCUGGGGCCGAUCUGGACUGGGUCAUAAACGGAGGACGGACGAGCAGUGCCAGAAGCUACAGGACAGAGCAGGACAGUGAUCGAUUGUGUGGCUACGGCAGCUUAGGCUCCCUCACCGAUGACCCACCGUUUCAGAGGAGGAUUGUCAGCGCGGGCAAAGGGAAGAACAAGCUACCCUGGGAGUCGUCCAGCUUCUCGUCGACUGAUAAUGAGCAGCAGCAGCAAUGCACUACGCCUAACGGAAAGUGCUCUGAACAGGUCGCAAAGGAGGGCUCCAGCUCUCUUUCCAAGAAGGCAGAGACCUACAUACCAAGUUUCAGUUGUGCUGAGCCACAGAAAGUCCUGUCUCCCAGAAGGAGAGAAACCCCUGCAGGUCUCAGAAGAAGUGGUAGCCUGAACCUGGACACUGAUAUCUUUAAAAACACCAACUUCUCUGACCCAGAUGUUGUGGCACCCAAAGGACGUAUGCUGUUGAGGAAUCCCAGUGUUGAGCGAACCUUCUCUCUCCCCUCGAAUGCUUCCACGCCCAGCUCAUUUCUUCUGCCUUCCUACCCCCUGGCUACAUGCACCGGGGGCAUGCUUACUCCAACACUGGCCCGCCGUCACGCAGUCUCUUCCCUCUCCAUGUCCAACACCUGGCCCAACAAACAAGAGAACAGCCCCCAGCAGCAAGGAACAAGCACGCGGAGAGAGAAAGAAGACACAGUGAAGGGAGACCUCUUCAGUGUGCAGUCUCCAAGGCCUCUUCGUGCUUCCCUCGUGAGCUCCUCUUCCACCUCAUCAUUCAGGCGAGCUCUGAGCAGCACCAGGGCAACCUUCUCCAUCUCACCAGUGCAAGCCCAUUCUCAUGAUGACCAGAGAUUAAACACUCCAGCCAGCCAGCACCCAGACAAUAACCCUAAUUUGGACCCUGACAGCAUUACUGCCUGGCAAGAACCUCAGGAAGAUGAACCUCUGGACAUGCUGGAGAUGAUGAACUCCCUGCGCUCAGUGCGAAAUAGUGCUGCCAAGAAGAGGGCCAAAGUGAGCCUCAGCAGUCCAGAUCCUGACAGCCCUGACUCAGCUGUGCGGGUAGACCUGGGUCUGGACUCACCAUUACAAACGUCUCCAGUGCUUACCAGCUCAGCCAGUGAGAGUGGACUCUCAAGUCUGAGCUCAGCUGCCAACUCCAGCUUCAAUGGCAUCAAAACAAGUCCUAGAAGCUCUGCCUCUUCUGUAAUGAAACCUUGCAUUGCAAGAGUGCCUUCUGCAAAACUGCAGUCCUCUGUGUCAAUGGAUUUCAGUAGCCUUCAAGUAAUGUCCCGGAGAAACGACCUGUCAUCUGAGGUGGGUGUUGUUGGGCAAAGGGUUAAUUAUUGCAACGGAACAAUGAAAACUGAGGAAGAGAAAAUGGCACCAUCUCCUCCGCUGGUCAAACCAGCUGUCCGCGAACCGAUCAGAGCUUUGAAGCUUGCCAAAGGGUCCCAGGGCAUCGGCAGUUGUAGGUAUUCACCUGGUCCAGACAUACCUGAAGGAGGGAUAGGAAGAGACAUGUGUGGGAUUACAGUGUCCUCCAACCAUCCAGGAGUUGCUUUGUCACUUGAGCAGGGUGAUCUGACUGCCAAACCUCCCACUGAUCCCUCAGCAGGCAUCUACAGCAGUCAACUAGAUGAUGAUGACAGCUCACAUGCUGAUGAGGCCAAAGAAAAGGUUAGAAAUGUCAGGAGGGGUCGGAAUAAAACGAGACUGAACAAUCUGGAUCAAUUUGAGGACCUGUCGGAUAGAGGGGACGAAACAAGAGACAAGAUUCGCCAUCGUGUCAGACAGAUGUUGUCCGAUUCACCUAUAGAAGGAAAUAAAGAAUCAGUUAUCAAAGAUUUACGUUUGAACGGCAGCACGCUGACAUCCACCAGGUCAGAUCUUCCCUCUGAUGAAUCCACCAUCACUGCCACCAGUCCACCAGAACCCCAAAGUCCAGUAAAGUGCUUGACCACACCCCAUCAUCCAAGCCCCCCAACGUUGCCUCCAAACCCAAAAAAUGUGUCCCGCCUUAGAAGAGCACCUAGCCUCAGCAGAACCCGACCUUCGGUGUCCCACAGUUCAGAUGAGCUUUGCCAUGCCACUUUGAGACACAAGAAAAAUUUGUCUGCACCUUCGGAGCUCUGUCCCUUUUCAAAGCCCGACCUGGUGCUGACACAGAGUUUCAACCUCCUGAAUUCAGAGGACUGGGAGAAGAAAAUUGAGGGUCUGAUGUUCCUGCGCUCUCUUGCUUACAACCAUACAGACACGCUUCAAGGCAGGCUUCAUGAAGUUUGUCUGUGUCUCAUCCAAGAGGUGAAGAACCUGCGCUCAGGCGUGUCCAGGGUGGCAGUGUGUACACUGGGCGACCUGUACACACACCUGCAGAGACUAAUGGACCAAGAGCUUGAGGGAACAGUUAAAGCGUUGCUGCAGAAGGCUGGGGAGAGUAACACUUUCAUCAGGCAGGAUGUUGAUGCAGCGCUGGACUGCAUGGUGCAGCACUGCACCCCGACUCGCAGCAUAGGUGCUUUACUCACUGGAGGAAUCAGUCACCUUAACCCAGUGGUGAGGAAAUGCAGCGCUCAGCAUCUGGCUAAUCUGUUAGAGAAGGUUGGUGCUGCCCGUCUCCUGUCUGGAGGUAAAGAUCUCACUGAAAGAAUUUUACCUGCCAUCACCAAGCUUGCACAAGACUCCUCCCAGGAGGCCAGGUACUUUGGUCGUCGAAUGCUGCUAUCUCUGUCAUCCCACCCUGACUUUGACAAGAACCUGGAAAAAUAUAUUUCCACCAAAGACCUGCAAGCUGUCAGAGACACUAUCUUGACUCUCAGGACAAAGGGUAUUGGUGAGAUGCCCCAGGAUUCUCAGUCAGCCAGAGGAAGACGCUCUCUCCCAGGCAGCGGCACAGUCAGGGUUUCGUCUCUCACUGGAGAGCAGCACAACCAGACCAACAGGGAGUCUAAUAGCAACUACAGCUGUAAAUAUCAGACACAGAGUAUUGCAGACAAAACUGAAUACAUAAAGCAGAUCUCAGGUCUGCUGGGUUCAAAGGACUUCAGAGAGCGGAUCAAAGGCAUUGAUCAGCUAGUAGCUGACUGUGAACACAACCCCAAAAUGGUCGUCAAUAGCAUGUUUCCGGUGUUUGAUGCAUUUAAAGCCAGACUGCAGGAGUCCAACAGCAAGGUUAAUCUUUACGCCUUGGAGUCUCUACCGAAAAUCAUCCAAUUGCUGAAGGACAGCUUGUCUCAAGUGGUUAACAUCCUGGUGCCAGCAAUUGUGGACAAUCACCUCAACUCCAAGAACAAUGCCAUCUAUUAUGCUGCUAUUGGCGCAACGAAUGCACUUGUCUUGAAUCUUGAUAAUGUUCUUCUUCUUCAGCCUCUCUGCACCAAGGCCCAGUUUUUAAGUGGCAAAGCUAAGGUGGACCUUAUCGAAAAGGUUGCAGGCCUCGUUACAGAGCUUUACCCUCGCAAGCCCCAGAUGGUAGAGCAGAAAGUGUUGCCCCUACUGUGGCACCUUCUGGGUACCUCCACCCACAGCGGCAGCAUUCACGGCAGGGGCGGCAGCGUUAGGAGUGCUACGGCCCAGCUGUGCCGAGCCCUUCACACCCAGAUGGGGUCAAGCCUGAUCGAGUAUGCUGCCACCCAGCCUGCUAAUGUCCAGAAAGGUUUAAACGAGCUCCUUAAGACCUUAAAAUAAAGGAAAAGCAAGAUCCGAACAGGUCCAAACGUUGACAGAGAACAUCAAGACUGAUCUUACUUGAAAAAAGAAAUGUUCUGCAUUUCUUUUAGUGCCUGCACUUUUAUAUCAAUAUAAAAAAGUCCUUAACAUCUUAGGUUGUUCCAGUUAUUUUGUCAGUGACAUUUACUCUGGUACAGAAAUGUUAACACGCUGACAUCAGGUCCUGCUCGUACUCAACCUGCUCUCUCUGCACUUUGAAAAGUAGCUGAUCAUUGAAGCUUUCCUCCAUUACGUACUGUUAACCAAUCAGAGACACUAUCACAGAAUGUAAAACCGAAAUGCGCAAAAACAAGGUUAGGAAGACAGGGACCCCAAAGGUGUAUAUUUUCAAUGUUUUAUCAAAGGUGAUGUGAUAUGUUUUGAAAUGCCAUGCAGAUGAUUUAAAGAUUUGUGACACAAAAUUAACUAAAAAAGAGGAACGAAAUAGUUUUGUACAGCUCAGUUGUGUAUUUGCACAGUGUUAGCUUAAUGUUUAAGUAUGGUGUAAAGUGAUGGUUAUAAUUUAUCUAAUGUAUAACAGUCUGAAAGUCAUAUUAAUAAUGUGUUGAGUUUGUACUCUAUUUUCUUUGUUUGCAUGACCAAAACAUCUAAACAAAUUUGAACCUGUUUAAUCUGUAGGAGAGGGUGUGUAAACACAGAAACCCAAAACAAGGUUGUGAUUGCCUGAGAAACGCUAAGAAGUCAGCUCCGUUUCCGUAUCGUGCCAGUCUUCAAGUAGCCUUUUAACUCGAAUGUUAAUUUAUAUUUAACUGAUUUGUGAACUAAAGGAAAGAGAUAUAUGAAUAAAUGGUUUUAUUUCCCUAA
Molecule: messenger RNA, 5767 nt
Organism: Girardinichthys multiradiatus
Lineage: Eukaryota; Metazoa; Chordata; Actinopteri; Cyprinodontiformes; Goodeidae
Product: TOG array regulator of axonemal microtubules protein 1
Exons: 23
Coding region: 392-4921 (1509 amino acids)
Biological process (GO): microtubule cytoskeleton organization
Cellular component (GO): cilium; cytoplasmic microtubule
Molecular function (GO): microtubule binding
Source: RefSeq, a predicted model, not a curated record